AUGGAUAAGCCUUUUGAUACAACGUCUUCCGCCGAGGAGAAGGUGCCGUCGUCGAAUGACCCCAGCCGGUCUGUACGGCUCGAUCCUGCGGGCAAUCUGCUCUCACCUACGCCGACCAGCGAUUCUCUGGAUCCUCUGAACUGGUCUGUUUGGAGAAAAUACACGUGUAUCUCGAUCGUGUGUUACUCCUACUUUCUCAUGACGUACUUGACAACAGCUCCUAUUCCGUCUUUCUUUUUGCUUGAGGAUCAGUUUGACGCCUCGUACGCCGAAACUAACUGGACAUUUGCGAUCUCGGCCUUUGGUCUCAUAUUUGGCCCACUGCUGACCGGUGGUGUGGCCGAUAUCUACGGACGGCGCAUUUGCAUGAUCAUUACUACAGCUGUGGCACUUCUUGCCUCAGGCUGUACAUCUAUCCACGGACAGAAUAUAAGUGCCUACAUGUUUGAGCGCUUUCUACAGGGGGUUGGUGCGGGCUCUGCCUGCAACCUUGGGCUCAGCAUUAUCAACGACGUGUCAUUUCAGCAUGAAAGAGGACAGAGGGUUGGAUUGUGGGCCAUGUCUGCCAACAUGGGCAGUUUUCUCGGCGGUGUCUUUGGUGGACUCGUUGUUUCGGUCAACCAGUAUUGGGUCGCAUACCACGUCACGAUAGCCUACGCCGUUUUGUUUGUGCUCACGGUUUUCGCUCUGCCAGAGACUUUGUACCCUCGGCGACACAUGAUCGAGCUCGAGUUUGGACCGAGCAAUAAUGCAUCUGAGGAGACCAUCCACAGGACACGGGAUCUGCCGUUUAUUAACAUCCGUCGAAUCAAAGGGCUUGUCUACCCAAAGAUUUGGGCACCCUGGGUUGUGGUCUUCAAGCUGUGGGGCUACCCAAACAUCGUCAUCAGCAUCAUGGCAUAUGUGUACGGCCAAUAUUGGUGGAUCGUCUCUGUCAUGACAGUCGAGCCUCUGGCCUACGUGACCGACACCCCGCAGGUUCAGGGCCUUCUUUUCAUUGGUCUUCUUGUCGGCGUCUUGUUCGCCGAGGUAUUCUGUUCCGGCCACGCCAGUGACAAGCUUGUCAUGAUACUGGCGAGACGCAACAACAGUAUACGACAGCCGGAGAUGCGCCUCUGGCUCGGCUAUCCAGCUGUGUUCCUGUCCGCCGUUGGCCUGAUUUUAUGGGGCAUCUCCGUGGAUCGUCACUGGCAUUGGAUGGUCGGCCAGAUAUUUGGACAGCGUUGGAGGAAGCCAGCCAACUUUGGUGGCUUUGAACUGGACUCGUAG
This is a messenger RNA of Grosmannia clavigera kw1407, 1269 nucleotides long. Its product is annotated as major facilitator superfamily transporter. The record is from RefSeq and is a predicted model, not a curated record. Gene Ontology annotation, cellular component: membrane. Bases 1 to 1269 code for a protein of 422 amino acids. Gene Ontology annotation, molecular function: transmembrane transporter activity. The transcript has 4 exons. Gene Ontology annotation, biological process: transmembrane transport. Lineage: Eukaryota; Fungi; Ascomycota; Sordariomycetes; Ophiostomatales; Ophiostomataceae.